Molecule: messenger RNA, 1117 nt
Organism: Xenia sp. Carnegie-2017
Lineage: Eukaryota; Metazoa; Cnidaria; Anthozoa; Malacalcyonacea; Xeniidae
Product: histone RNA hairpin-binding protein-like
Exons: 6
Coding region: 81-863 (260 amino acids)
Biological process (GO): mRNA transport; mRNA 3'-end processing by stem-loop binding and cleavage
Cellular component (GO): cytoplasm; histone pre-mRNA 3'end processing complex
Molecular function (GO): mRNA binding; histone pre-mRNA stem-loop binding
Source: RefSeq, a predicted model, not a curated record
CUAUGAGCAAGACGUGAAAAUACACGGCACAUACGUUUUACAAUUUACUUUGUUGUAUUUUUGUCUUUAAAUGUAAAAACAUGUCUAACGAUAGACGAUAUAGAAAAGUAAGUGAACGGGAUACAUUCGACAAAGAGCAGCAACGAAAACGGUGCAAAAUUGACAGUUUGCAUGAAACUAAAGGGUUAAAAGUCUUAUCACCACCAGCAUGUACAUCAAAUGUUGAGAAAACCUUGGCUGAACAAAGUCCUUGGAAAUCUAUUUCAAAUUGUGCAGAUCAACAAAUCGAAAAGGAAAACUACAAUGAAUUUCCACCUUUGACUGAUGGAAAUAAAUUUGAUUCAUGGUAUACACCACAACAACCAAUAGCAUGUUGGGCAGAUUUCAUAGAGGAAGAAGAGAGUGAGAUAGCUAGAAAAAAGAAUUUCAAGAAAAAGCAAAGGUUCCAAAGAAAACUUAACCUGUGUGAUGAUGACGACACUAAAAGACAAAGCAAAAAGAUGAAGGAAAGAAAACCCAUUUUGACUGAUGAACAUCGCCUAGCUCAAAGACAAAAGCAAAUUGACUAUGGCAAAAACACAGUUGCAUAUGGAAGAUAUGUCAUGCAAAAGCCACGUCAUUGUCGGAGUGUCGAAGAUCCUAAAACACCAGAUAAGUUCCAGGUAUGUAGCACAAGGUCCUGGACUGGACAGGUCCGAUGUUGGAGAAUAAAGCUCCACGAGUGGGAUCCUCCAAAUCCCAUGCAUGGUCAUGGUUCAAGUAUAUUUGAUCUUGUAUCACAAAGCAACAAUCAUGAUGAUGUUAACUCUGACAUGAGAAGCUCUACUUCAUCAUCUCAGAGUGAAGAUUUUUCAGAGACUUGAAUAUUGAUGCAUGCUUACUACCAAAAAGCUAAAGGCUCAUGAAAGACCAUAGCAAGACCAAGUUUGUAAUGUUGAUUAAGGUGAUAAACAUCUUUGAUGAUAUGUACAUAGUUUUUAUUUUUAGUUUCAAUAUGUUAUUACAAUAUUGAAAGUUGUUUUUUGUAUUUUCACAAAAAAUGUUUCAAUUCCAUUUUGGUUUUAUUUGUAAUGCAAAGCCCAAGAAUAUUAAACUGUUCAUAGUUAAUUGCAAAAAA